Messenger RNA from Rana temporaria (common frog), 2548 nucleotides. Its product is annotated as WD repeat and coiled-coil-containing protein-like. The transcript is spliced from 3 exons. The record is from RefSeq and is a predicted model, not a curated record. Gene Ontology annotation, molecular function: kinase binding. The coding region runs from base 170 to 2260 and encodes 696 amino acids. Lineage: Eukaryota; Metazoa; Chordata; Amphibia; Anura; Ranidae.
AUACAUUGCAAAAGUACACUCUUAACAGAUUUGCUGUCUAGAACGUUAGCCACUCACUCCCAAGGUACAUUGUUAAUCUUUAGUGAAUGGGAAACAGUUGGAAAGUUGACACUGACCUGUUUCAUUUUUGUGAAGCCGAUGAACACUGGUCCUUUUUCUUGUGAUACAAAUGCCACCGAUGGAUUUAGGAAAAGCAAAACUCUUGAGGAAUGGGAUAAAUGCACUUCAUCAAGCCAUCCAUCCUGUGCAUGGUUUAGCCUGGACAGAUGGCAAGCAAGUCAUCCUGACCACUUUACAUUUGCAAAAUGAAGAGCCAGAACUUGGCAGCUCUGUUGUGAUUGGCCAGUUUGAACACGUUCAUGGACUGUACUGGGGUCCAGUAACAGACAUUCUGGCUCUUCUGGCCGUUCAACACAAAAAACAUGUCACUGUUUGGCAAUUGUACUACAAUCCACUGGAAAAGAACAAGCUGGUUGUUUCUCAGACAUGUGCUUAUGGUGAAGCUCUACCCAUUCUUCCACAAGGUUGUAUUUGGCACCCGAAUAAGGAUAUCUUAAUUGUUUUAACCAAAAGGGACAUUACAGUUCUGUACUCUGUGUGCCAUAGCAAUAAUAACGCUAAGGCAGACAUUACAGGAGGCAGUGUGAUUCGGUGCGCCUGCUGGACUAAAGAUGGCAGUCGGGUUGUGGCAGCCAUGGAUGAUUCUCUUUAUUCUUACCUAUGGAAUGAUGACAACAAAACAUUAAGUCCAUGCUCUUUUUGUCCUGUGUUUAACAUUGACUCUACAAUAGUUGCUAUUCAGCCCACUGUUGACUACCAAGUUGUGGUGACCGCAGAAAAAAGUUCUACCAAUGUCCAUAAGGAGCUGGAUGAAUCAAAGGUGCAAAUGUCCCUUCUGAAACUAGAUGAAGAAUUGACAAGAAACAAUAGAAGAUUGUCUGUUGAUUCAGGGAAAUCAGAGCCGGCAGACUUUUUGAGGGUCUCUUCAUUAGUUCCAGCAGAUAUAUCCCAUAUCCUUGCCAGACAUCGUAAGUCUGAUCCUAGUCCCUUACUUCACAUGAAACAAAAGAGCAUUUCAGUGGAAAGUAAGCCAGAAUUGUCCAACCUUGUAAUUGUGACCUUCGAGAAAAACGCUACAACCACAAGAAAGGUAUCCCUACCAGGUAUCUCCACCCCGGAUAUAUUAGUCCUAGACUCCCAAUGUGAGAGAGCUGCAGUAUCGUCCAACACCUCCAACCUAGUGUUGAUCUAUCCCAUAGCUCCAUCAUGUAUGCCCAACAUCCAACAAAUCAAGCUUGAAGAGACUGAACGAGCCAAAGGUAUAUCUUUUCUUACUGAUACUAUGCUAUUAAUUAUGGCUGGAAGGCAAAGAUCUGGUGAUAUGGUGUUUCUGCCCAUCUCUGUUUCUGAAAAAUACACGGUCCAGUUACUAACAAGGAAAAUAAUGCCAAUUGAAUAUAUACCAUCAAGGUUAAAUUGUGAUCAAAAUAUUAUCAGUGACCAUUUCAAUAUCACGGCUGGCAAUAAACAACUUGGUGAUGACCACAGUGUGAGCAAAGAGUUCUGGAUGCCAAACCAUAUGGGCAGUAAACCUCUACGCAUCAGACGGAAACUGAGAGAAAUUGCCCGGGGGACCAGCUGUGAUCCAAGCCCAACAUCGAGUCUAGAUGACUACGAUGAAAAUAAAUCAUUGGCGGAAUCCUAUAGUCCAGUAACUCUUGAGAAUUUUCAGACUGAGCCAACAUCCCCAAGGGCUUUGAAGGUCAAUAGCGGGACAAUGAACAAGACUUUCUGCAGAUUUGUGUCUCAGAAGCCUUACAAAAAUGACUCAGAACAAACACAGGACUUUAUUGCAACAUCUAUCAAUGUUAAUGCUGAGGGAAUUAUGAACCCCGGACUCGAGGCUCAGGCAGUAGAGUCAGAAGAUUCAAAAAGCUACAUUAAGAUUUUGCCAUACCCAUCAUCAGAAGAUCCGCCUUGUGUAUCAGUUACUCUUCAGGCGUCAUCAGAUGUAGGAAGAGGUGCCUUCAGACUUGUUCUUUUAUGUCAUGGAAAACUUCACCUAAGGACUGUACGGGAGAUCUUUCACCUCCAAACCAUUGAAAUGAUGUUUGACACAAAGUGGGUCGUCCUGACAGAAGAUGGCGAGGGCUUUGCCCCAGUAAUAUUCAGACCCAAUCAAGAAGUUAUGAUACGUGAGGCAAAAGAUUCCUUAUCUUCCGCCACUGAGUCUACUGGAUCUACAGAGAAAAGGCAGUAAUGUGAACUUGAUGUGAUCCUUCAAUUAUGUUGUACGCUGCCGCUUGCUGUGAGGAGACCCUGAAAACAUGUGUUGUCCACAGAACUUGAAGAAUAGCAUGUUUUAGUAAUUAGGAAAAUGAUGUAGUCCUUAUUUUGCUACACUUUCUUUAAAAUGAAUAUUAUGCAGCAGUUAUCUAUGGCCACAUGUGAGGCUUGUUGUCACCGAGCCGGUAUUGGAGCAGUUAAAGGAGUUGUAAAGGAAAAAAAUGUUUUGCCUAAAAUUAAUGUCUGCAAGGUAGACAGACAG